Molecule: messenger RNA, 1824 nt
Organism: Polyodon spathula (Mississippi paddlefish)
Lineage: Eukaryota; Metazoa; Chordata; Actinopteri; Acipenseriformes; Polyodontidae
Product: platelet-derived growth factor subunit A-like
Exons: 7
Coding region: 516-1157 (213 amino acids)
Biological process (GO): positive regulation of protein autophosphorylation; positive regulation of cell migration; positive regulation of MAP kinase activity
Cellular component (GO): membrane
Molecular function (GO): platelet-derived growth factor receptor binding; growth factor activity
Source: RefSeq, a predicted model, not a curated record
CUGCUCAGAACCAUUUAGACCUCAUUCGGGACACCGCUGAGACUAGAAGGGCUUCACUGGAUACCACAUUGAACACACAGGAUUACAACAAUACUCAUGCUGCACAGAAAACAAAUUCGAGGAGAGAUUGAGGAUCUUGUAAAAAGCAACCGAACACCAGCUUUAUAAACAAUAUUAUUCAGUGUUCAUAUCUGAGAUAUUUUAAACACGUCGACGUAUAGGAACAGCAGUCAGGUGAGGGGUGGGAGUGUUUGGCAUUUCUAACGAACUGGAUUUUCGUACUCAUCCGAGCUAAACAAUUCUGCAGGCUGGGGUGCUGCUACCUUUCUCCUGUUUUUCCAGAACGUAGGCUUCUUGUGAAGAAACAUACUAUCUAUAAAAAUAAAAAUAAAAACCUUCCCACACAAAUUACUUUCCCUGAGGGAUGGUACUGAAGUUCCAUACAUUGGGAGCCCCAUUUCAGCUCCUAGUGAAUAUUUUGUUCUUAUUGUUGGGCAAAUCUAAAUUAAAACGAAAUGAGGACCACAGCUUGCUAUUUGCUAAUCUCUUCGUUCUACCUGUGGUUCGCCUUUGCUGAGGAAGCAGAGAUUCCCCAAGAACUUAUUGAAAAACUGUCUCACAGCGAAAUCCGCAGCAUAAGCGAUCUGCAGCGCCUCCUCGAGAUUGAAUCCGUAGGAAAUGAGGUUGCUGCAGAGUCAAAGACGAGGUACCACAAGGAUCAUGUGGACAAGCACGCCCAGAUAUUAAUAAGAAGAAAACGAAGCAUUGAGGAAGCCGUGCCCGCAGUGUGCAAGACGCGGACAGUCAUCUAUGAGAUCCCUCGCAGCCAGAUCGACCCGACUUCCGCCAACUUUCUGAUAUGGCCGCCUUGUGUGGAGGUGAAGCGCUGCACUGGCUGCUGCAACACAAACAAUAUGAAAUGCCAGCCAUCGCGGAUACAUCACAGAACAGUGAAGGUUGCAAAAGUGGAGUAUGUGAGGAGAAAACCUAAAUUAAAAGAAGUGCUGGUGAGGUUAGAAGAGCACUCAGAAUGCAUGUGCACGUCACAGCAUUACCACACAGAGCUCAAAGAAGCAGAAACAGGAAGGACUAGGGCCACAGGUUUAAAAUGGAAACGCAAAAAGCUAAAACACAACAAGGAUUUAUUACCAACAUAAAAACAUACCCAGGACCUGUCUGCAGCAAAGAUGUGAGGUGAAAAUAAGCUAUGGAAGGACUGCUAUCUGGGGUCUGAUGCGCUUCGACAAAUUGAAUCCCUGAACUGAUCUGCCAAAGAUGAUUUCUGACAAUUCUUCUGAAAUGUGAAAACAUGAAAAUCUGCUUGCAUUACCACGGAAGGACAAAAGGAACAACGUGCGUUUGUUUUAUUGUGACAUAAAAAAGAAGAAAGCACUCUGCGAAGAACGAAUGGAGGGUUCGUAACAGCACAGCGAGUGAAGCAAGGACCAACAACGGAGCGGCCAGAGCUGCUUUCUGACCCCAAUUCUGGGUGCUCUCUAAAGGCUCUGGUGACUCUGUGAGCUGUGGAUUAAACUAUUUGGAAUCUGUCGACAAGCGGUGGAAAAUUCUAGCAGUGGAUCGAAUCUUCACUGGAAGCCUUAUACAGUACAGUCUAUUAUCUCUCUCUCGAGUUUGUAAAAAGCUUUCCUAUAAACUUUGUUUAACCUUCAUUAUUUGGUAGACAAUGUGUACUUUAUUUACAGAAGACCACAUGCCCUAUUUCACACAGUUACUGCUUCUGCUAAUAACAUUUAAUAAGAACAUAAGAACAUAAGAACAUAAGAAAGUUUACAAACGAGAGGAGGCCAUUCGGCCCAUCUUGCU